Betta splendens (Siamese fighting fish) is the source of this 7274-nucleotide messenger RNA. RefSeq names its product MAP-kinase activating death domain (gene madd). The record is from RefSeq and is a predicted model, not a curated record. Gene Ontology annotation, molecular function: guanyl-nucleotide exchange factor activity. The transcript has 37 exons. Gene Ontology annotation, cellular component: cytosol. Bases 592 to 5652 code for a protein of 1686 amino acids. Gene Ontology annotation, biological process: regulation of apoptotic process; regulation of Rab protein signal transduction. NCBI's taxonomy places the organism in Eukaryota, Metazoa, Chordata, Actinopteri, Anabantiformes, Osphronemidae.
GCUCAGUCCAGGCCCGUAAAGCUAAGCCGUCUAUGGCGGCCCGGUUGGGACGAGCACUGGUUCUGGUUCUGUGCGAGCCUCCGCUCUCGCGCUGCUGGGGGCACCGAGUGGUCUACGUCAGGCUCGCGCGUCGCUUCCGUUCGCUCGCGCCCUCAGAAUGCGGAACUCGCUGCGGAGCGACGAUGAGGAGGAUGUUGUGAAGGCAGGUUGGCUGGAGCGCACCGAGCCGUUCAUCCAGCGCACACGCUUAAUGUGCGUGUCACGGCGCAGAGCAGCUAGCGGCUCCCCAACACAUGGUUCCACUCGUGUGCAGUAACAUAACGAACGAAAGCCCGGUUUGGACGGCGCCGCGUCCCCCUCUCCCUGUGACCGAGGAGGACACCCACCUCCCAGGCCGUCAUCAGCAGCUGGUGCCUGAGCGAGCGUUAGCGGCUAACAGGCUAACGUAAGCAGGCCUGACGUUGUUGUCUCUGAACCAUCACCAUGAUAAUCAAAGAGCAUCAGCGUUGCACCUGAACUGUCCCUGCUGUGAUGGAACGUCACCACUGAGGAAAGAGAGUAUCCUGUGAUACAGGACGUCAUCAGCCCAAGAUGGAGAAAAAGAAAAUGUGCCCUCGCCUUCUCGACUACUUGGUAGUGGUUGGAGCAAGGCAACCGAGCAGUGACAGCGUGGCCCAGACGCCUCAGCUGCUUCGCCGUUACCCGUUGGAGGACCACCACGACUUCCCUCUCCCGCCCGAUGUGGUGUUUUUCUGCCAACCCGAGGGCUGCCUCAGCAUCCGCCAGCGCAGGGUCAGCCUUCGCGACGACUCCUCGUUUGUGUUCACACUGACCGACAAGGACUCAGGAAUCACUCGCUAUGGGAUCUGCGUCAACUUCUACCGCUCCUUCCAGCGCGGCCACCACCGCCCCCGCGGGGACAAGAACAGUCACUCGGAGACGGCGGCGCCGGAGAGCGCCAGCGAAGGCUCUGAUGGUGGCGCUCCUCCGUCAGCGCUAGCUCCGCCCAACGGCGCUGAGGUCGGACAAGCACCCGCCUCUGGAGAGGAGAGUGGGCCGCACGGCGCUGAGCUGAACGCAGGAAAGUCCCCGCAGCACAGACGGAGAGCGGCCAAGAUGGCGGCCAGGAACCGCAACAGCACGCUGACCUCCCUGUGCAUCCUCAGCCACUACCCCUUCUUUUCCACCUUCAGGGAGUGCUUAUACAUUCUCAAGAGGCUGGUGGACUGCUGCAGCCAGAGGCUAACGCAGCGGGCCGGGCUGCCCCGGGCCACGCAGAGAGACACCAUGUGGCGGGUGUUCACUGGUGCGCUGUUGGUGGAGGAGAAGGGCAGCCUUCUGCUGGCCGACCUACGGGAGAUCGAGUCGUGGGUGUACCGGUUGCUGCGUUCCCCGGUCCCAGUGGCGGGUCAGAGGCGUGUGGACGUGGAAGUGCUGCCGCAGGAACUCAAAAGGCUGCUGACCUUUGCCCUGCCCGACAACUCCCGCUUCUCCAUGGUGGACUUCCCUCUGCACCUGCCCUUAGAGCUGCUGGGCGUGGACGCCUGCCUUCAGGUCCUCACCUGUGUCCUUCUGGAGCACAAAGUCAUUCUACAGUCCAGAGAUUACAACGCUCUGUCGAUGAGUGUCAUGGCGUUCGUGGCUAUGAUCUAUCCGCUGGAGUACAUGUUUCCCGUCAUCCCCUUACUUCCGACCUGCAUGGCCUCUGCUGAGCAGCUUCUUCUCGCCCCCACCCCCUACAUUAUCGGCGUACCGGCCAGCUUCUUCCUCUACAAAUCUGAUUUCAAAAUGCCAGACGACGUGUGGCUUGUGGAUCUAGACAGCAGUAAGGUUAUUGCACCCACAAACGCAGAGAUCCUCCCACCUCUUCCGGAGCCCGAGGCACUAGAGCUUAAGAAACACCUGAAACAGUGUCUGGUUAGGUUGACCGUGAUCACCCAAAAGCAGAUCUUCUCCUCUGAAAAUAAGGCCUUGGCCAGUAUGAGUUUGAACACCCAACCCAUUCUGAACCUGGAGAAGUUCCAGGAAGGUCAGGAAAUGCCUCUGCUCCCUCCUGGGAGGGACAAAGCGUCUCCGUCCUCCACAGAGUUCAACCCUCUAAUUUACGGCAAUGAUGUGGAUUCUGUGGACGUGGCCACCAGAGUGGCCAUGGUCCGGUUCUUCAACUCUGGAAAUGUCCUGCAGGGGUUCCAGAUGCACACUCGCACCCUGCGCCUCUUCCCCCGCCCCGUGGUGGCCUUUCAGUCCACGUCUUUCCUCGCGUCGCGUCCACGGCGCUCUGCCUUUGCAGACAAACUUUCUCACACCCAGGCGGUCGAGUUCUAUGGCGAGUGGGCUCUCAAUCCCACCAACCUCGCCUUUCAGAGGAUACACAACAACGUAUUUGACCCCUCCUUAAUUGGAGACAAGCCCAAGUGGUAUGCUCAUCAGCUGCAACCCGUGGUCUACCGGGUGUAUGACGGCAGCUCCCAGCUGGUUGAAGCUAUGGCCGGUCCCUUGGAGGAUGAGGCCAAUGAAUCAGACCCCACAGACAGUGGUAGUGACAGCGAGGCAUAUGAUGACUCCAGCUCAUCUUAUUCCUCACUUGGAGACCUUGUGAGUGAGAUGAUCCAAGGUGACAUUCAGGGAGACACACCAAGUUUGGACCCGCCUACCCACGCUGCACUGGGAGACGCUAGCGAGGUCGAAUUUCAAGAUUUCCGCGACUUCAGAGAUGACCACGGUACGGACGGGCCACCGAGCGGGGACGGACCCGCUGAACCUUCUGACGGGCAGCCUCUUCGCUCCAGCUCCAGCACAACUGCAAGCUCUAGUCCUAGCACAAUCAUCCAAGGAGUCAACCAUGAGCAGGGGGAGGCGCCUGAAAUUGAAGCAUCAGCAAGCGCGGCGUUACAGAAUCCAGUCCCCGGACUGGGAAGUCAGCCGUUCCUCAGACCUACAGCUGAUGCUGGCCUGGCAGACCCCGGCAAUAAAAAGCAGGAGUAUGACAACCCAUACUUUGAGCCUCAGUAUGGAUUCCCCUCAGAGGACGACCCCGAUUUAGAAGAGCAAGUGGAAUCAUACACGCCUCGAUUCAACCAGAAUCUCAAUGGCAACAAGGCACAGCGUCCAUUACGGCCCAGUAGCCUGCGGCUCCCAGGAGAGUCUGACGGGGAGGGGGACUCUCACAACAGCUCACCAAACUCCACCAUCUCCAACAGCAGCAACGAUGGAUUCGGGGGGCUCAUGUCCUUUGCUAGCAACCUUUACAAGAACCACGGCACCAGUUUCAGUCUGUCCAAUCUCGCCCUUCCCAAUAAGGCAGCGAGGGAGAAAUCCACUCCUUUCCCAAGUUUAAAAGUAUUUGGGCUAAAUUCUCUAAUGGAGAUAAUUACAGAGGCCGGCCCGGGGAGCGGAGAAGGGGCGCGUGCACCUCGAGCACUUGUGGACCAGAAGUCUUCAGUAAUAAAGCACAGUCCCACUGUAAAGCGAGAGUCGCCGUCUCCUCAGGGUCGGGUCAACAACACAAGUGAGAACCAGCAGUUCUUGAAGGAAGUGGUGCAGAGUGUUCUGGACGGUCAGGGGGUCGGCUGGCUCAACAUGAAAAAAGUGCGGCGCCUGCUGGAGAACGAGCAGCUUCGCGUGUUUGUGCUGAGUAAGCUGAACCGAGCCGUCCAGUCGGAGGAAGACGCCAGACAGGAAAUCAUCCGUGACGUGGAGGUGAACAGGAAGGUGUACAAGGGCAUGCUGGACAUCUUGAAGUGCACGAUUUCCAGCCUAGAGCACUCCUACACGAACGCGGGGCUCGGGGGAAUGGCCAGUGUCUUCAGCUUACUAGAAAUUGCACGCACACAUUAUCAAACCAAAGACCCAGAAAAGCGCAAGCGAAGCCCCACAGACAGUGCUGGGAGCCCAGGGAGUAAAGAGAGUCCGUCGAGUCGAGUGGAGCCUGCCAAACCUCAGGGCCUUCUGAAUGUCCCUCAACUGCAGCUGCCGCACCACACGGCGGCCAAAGGAGCGCGCCAUUUUGAUACCUGGAGUCUGAACGAGGAGAACUUUAUUGCCUCGAUUGAAUUGUGGAGCAAGCACCAGGAUAAGCAAAAAGCUAUGGAAAAACCUCAGAGGUCUGAGGGAGGAAAGCAGCAGCGCCCCCCGGUGGCGGACGCAGAGGAGAAGAAGUCGCAGAUCAGCGCCGACAGCGGCCUCAGUGUCACUUCUGGAUCUCAGAAGAGUGACACGGAGUCCGUAACGAGCUCGGAGCCGCCGAUCUUGACACGAAGCACCAGCCAGGACUCGGAGGCCAGCACAAUAAGCAACAGCUCUGGAGAGACUCUUGGAGCGGACAGUGACCUGAGCAGCGCAGCAGGAGACGGCCUCGGCGGGAGGACCGCUCCUCACCUCACUCAGUCCAGGGGGACGCUGUCGGACAGCGAGAUCGAAACCAACCCCGCCACCAGCUCCGUGUUUGGAAAGACCCACACUCUGAAACCAGGUGUGAAGGAUCACGUGCCUCCGAUGGCGAAGGCGCCGCCUGUGCAGCCCAUGGAGGACCUGAGCAUGAGGAUUUACCUGUGUGAAGGCCUGCUGGGACGUGAUAAGAGCUCCGUUUGGGAUCAACUAGAAGACGCUGCCAUGGAAACCUUUUCUCUAAGUAAGGAGCGCUCCACUCUGUGGGACCAGAUGCAGUUCUGGGAGGACGCCUUCUUAGAUGCUGUGAUGCUGGAGCGUGAGGGCAUGGGCAUGGACCAGGGCCCUCAGGAGAUGAUUGAAAGAUACUUGUCACUGGGAGAACACGACCGCAAACGUCUAGAAGAUGAUGAGGACAGACUUCUGGCCACACUGCUGCACAAUAUGAUUGCAUACAUGCUAAUGAUGAAAGUUAACAAAAACGACAUCAGGAAGAAAGUGAGACGUCUGAUGGGCAAAUCCCACAUCGGCCUCACCUACAGCCAGGAGAUCAACGAGAUACUGGACAAACUGGCCCACAUGAACGGCCGUGAGCUGUCGAUCAGGCCCAGUGGAAGCCGCCACAUCAAGAAGCAGACGUUCGUUGUUCACGCGGGCACAGAUACAACAGGAGACAUCUUCUUCAUGGAGGUCUGUGACGACUGUAUAGUCUUGCGCAGCAACAUCGGCACGGUUUACGAGCGCUGGUGGUACGAGAAGCUCAUCAACAUGACGUACUGCCCCAAGACCAAGGUGCUGUGUCUCUGGAGACGCAACGGCCAGGAGACGCAGCUCAACAAGUUCUACACCAAAAAGUGUCGUGAACUUUACUACUGUGUCAAAGACAGUAUGGAAAGAGCUGCAGCGAGGCAGCAGAGCAUUAAGCCAGGUCCAGAACUGGGCGGAGAGUUUCCCGUUCAGGACAUGAAGACCGGUGAAGGUGGACUCCUGCAGGUCACGCUGGAAGGAAUCAACCUCAAAUUCAUGCACAGCCAGGUUUUCAUAGAGCUGAGUCACAUUAAAAAGUGCAAUACAGUGAAGGGAGUCUUUGUCCUGGAGGAAUUUGUUCCUGAAACUAAAGAAGUGGUGAUCCACAAGUACAAGACCCCCAUGGCUCAUCAGAUCUGUUACUCCGUCCUCUGCCUUUUCUCCUACGUGGCGGCAGUGAAGGGGAAGGAGGCGGAAGGGAAAGCCAAGAUCCUGUCACCGAGGCCCCUUUCUAGCUAGUCUGCGCCCUCACCCCUCACUGGUGUGCACAGACUUGACAAUCCCCAACUUUAUUCUAAGCACACUCUUCCUGCUCCUUCCUCCUGUACAUACGAGCCCACGACCCUUUUGGAUCUUAUUGUGUAGACGUGUUUGGUCAGUGAUGUUGUGUAAAUAAAUCCAGCCUCGUGCUUUUCGUCCUGAUGUUCAGACCAACUAGCUAAAUGUUCUCUCCCUUAGCUCGUGUCCACCCGUAGCCGAGGCGCAGCGUGCAUGCAGGUCCCGUGCACAGCCUUCACGUUCACCACGAGCUUCUUCCCCGCUCAUGCGUCCGCUUACGACUCUGUGACUUAUUCUGUGAUACGUAAUUACUGUAAAGUUCCAGUCUGUCCAAGUUGAAUCUGGUGAAGCAUCUGGAGACCCUCUAGUAGUGCAGGACGUCCCCAGCUGAAGAUGCUACUGCGCCUCGCAGCAGAGCACCGCAUGUAAACGCUUCUAAGGUGUUUGAGCCCAAACUUCUCUUGCUCUAGAUCGGCCUGCAGGCCUCAGUUACUGUUCUAGUUCUACUCGUCUGUGGUCUGCUGUUAUCGGUUGCAUGUUACUAUGAGGACAAAAUAAAUAUUAUAUAUAUUUCUAUAUAUAGUAUUUAUUUAAUAUAUACAUAUUGACUGUACAUUUUCUGAGAAAAAAAAAACUAUUGAUUUGCUAGAUGUGCAAUACUUAAUAAGUAGUUAGCCAUGACCAGAGCCAGGUUGUGAGUGACCUGGCUUCCACAGGGUGAAGAAUGUAAGAGAGACCUUGUUUUUUUCUACAGUGCAUAUUGUGAUUGGAUGCGAUGACGUCAGUGUGACAUGACUGUUAAACGUUAGUCUUUUUUAUUUUGAGGUAAAUCAACUUUGAAUCCUGUGGCAAAAAACGGCUGCUGUGUCUCGUGAUCAGUAACCGUUUAUAAAACGGUCGACUGAUGCCAGAGCUGAAGCUCACGUCAGUGUUUAGGAGACAAAGAAUGGAAAUCUGGUUUUAUUUGAAAAGGAAACGAUUCAUUCCUAUAAAGUCAAAGCAGCUAAAGCUGAACAUUCCAAAGCCAGCAGCUGUUUUUCGCUCCUGUGGCCGAUGGUUGAUUUGCCGUUCAGACGUGACUCCACAGCUGAGGGCGGCUCACGUCUUCAUGUCGCUGCUGUUCGGUGAUCGUGCAGAACUUCUGAAAUCUGGUUCCGUGUGAGUGUGUGGGUUCGUGUGUAUGUGGUGAACAGUUUCUCCAGAGCAGCAAUAUAUCGGUGGAAGAUGUUUUAUUUUCAUUCCGACAUGCUUGUAUUUUUAGUAAAUUAACUGUGCAAAGGAAAAUAAUCUCGAUUCAGAAGAUGCUGGUCCAUUAGUGAGUAACACCACACGGUGUAAAUAAGAAAUGAGCUGAAGUAACAGGAACCGGUUUGGGAACCAGACCCAACUCUGCUGACAGAAAGUUAAGUUGUUGUUUUUUUUUUAACCGGAUAAUACAACUUAUCUGUAAUUGUACCGACCAACUGCUGUAAAGACAAGGAAUAAAAGGAAGAGGAGAUGCCAGGUUGAAGAACUGCAGUAUCUGAAAAGUAUUUAUAGAAUAUGUACAGCUUUGGCAAUAUAAUAAAGAUGUCCCAAACAAA